Saprolegnia parasitica CBS 223.65 is the source of this 1035-nucleotide messenger RNA. RefSeq lists its product as hypothetical. Lineage: Eukaryota; Oomycota; Saprolegniomycetes; Saprolegniales; Saprolegniaceae. The transcript is spliced from 2 exons. The record is from RefSeq and is a predicted model, not a curated record. The coding region runs from base 1 to 1035 and encodes 344 amino acids.
AUGGGUUUCUUUGGUCGGUCCAGCGAAGCGUCCCCGCGGUCGCCCUCGAUCAGCCACAACGACUUGACGCCGAGCGGCCUCGAAGACAAGGAAAACGAGCAUGGCGAUCUCCAGCGCAAGAAGCGCAUGCUCAUCAUGGCGGGCUGCGGCCUCGCAGUCGUUGCCGCUGUCGGCGUUGUGACGUUUGCAGCGACGAGCUCGACAGACGCCAGCACGGGCGAAGGCCUUUCCACGACACCCAAGCCGACGACGGCGGCUGCCAACGGCGAAACCUUGGUCGGCUCGACGGGCCACCUCGACAGUGUCCCGGCGGAGAGCACGUUCACCCCGGUGGCCACGACCGCCGAUGCGCCCGAGUCGGCCAACGUGACGUUGAUUGGCGACCUCAACGCGCUUCCGGACGCCGACGACGGCACCGGUCACCGAAGUGCCUACGCCGGCCCCGACGACAGAAGCGCCAACGCCCGCGCCAACGCCCGCGCCGACGCCCGCCCCGACUCCGGCUCCCACGCCGGCACCGACGCCUGCUCCGACCCCGCCCCCACGCCUGCGCCUACGCCUUCGCCGUCGAGCGGCUCGCCCUCGGACAACGGGUCGGGUCUCUGGGGCGGCAAGCUCUCGAUUGUCAACAACCUCCCCAAGGUCUGCAAGUACACGGACAAGACCGCGACGUGGUUCUCGUCCAACGGCCACGGCGACCUCAAGCAGGGCGAGUCGGCGACGCUCGGCCCGUUUGGCGGCAGCUACACGGUCGGCGUCCAGGAGAACGUCUUCGAGUGGUGCACGUACUCUGGCACUUGCGCCUGGAACAACGGCGCGGCCGACAACUACUGCUAUAACGUCAGUGUCGACAAGAACUGCAACGUCAAGUGGAACGACUGCCCGUACCCGUCGGGCAAGAACGGCGGCCUCUCGCCAGCGCCGGAUGGUCGCAAGCGUUAUACCAUCACGGGCGCCAUCAGCAAGGAUGGCGUCUGCGUCCUCACCGUCAACCCGACGGGCGGCGGUUCCUUCUUCUGCGAGGCGUCGAUCUAA